GCGAGCCACGGAGCAAUGGAGACCCGCAGCAGGGAGCUCCAAGCUGCGGAGUAUUUGGAAAAGCAUCGGAUCAAAGAGCUGACGGAGUUUCACUCUUGUUACCCAGACGAGUGCAAUGGCACCAUCUCGGCUCACUGCAACCUCCGCCUUCUGGUUUCAAGCAAUUCUCCUGCCUCAGCCUCCCAAGUAGCUGGGACUACAGAAAAACCAAGAGAAUAUUUAAUAUCCCUAUUGGAACGUCUGACAAUUGCAAAAGCAACAGGCGUAGCAUUCCCUUUCUUUAUGGAUAACUCUAAUGUUGUAUCUAUGUUUGAGAUGAUGGACUCCUCCAACAGAGGCACCAUAUCAUUUGUGCAGUAUAAAGAAGCCCUAAAAACCCUUGGUCUGUGCACUGAAGAUGAAGAUUUAGAAGAUGAUGGACACAGAAUCACUUUGGAUCAAUUCAAGGAUGAAGUGAACAAGAGGAUUAAGGACAUAUGGUCAGCAUUCUAGUAACACUAUAACUCCAAGAUAAUAAAUGAUUCUAUAAAGUU
This is a messenger RNA of Callithrix jacchus (white-tufted-ear marmoset), 533 nucleotides long. RefSeq names its product EF-hand calcium binding domain 10 (gene EFCAB10). Gene Ontology annotation, molecular function: calcium ion binding. Lineage: Eukaryota; Metazoa; Chordata; Mammalia; Primates; Cebidae. The record is from RefSeq and is a predicted model, not a curated record.